This is a messenger RNA of Rotaria sordida, 255 nucleotides long. Lineage: Eukaryota; Metazoa; Rotifera; Eurotatoria; Philodinida; Philodinidae. The record is from the annotation of a GenBank genome assembly.
AUGGCGAGAACAUUUUAUUAUAAUGAAUUAAUUCUUCCACUUAUUUAUCGAAUGGCAAAUUUAGAAGAACUUGGUUUGUAUUUCACGGCCUUUGUUAAUGAAACAUUUAUUGAUGGAAAUAGUUUGAAGAAAGAUAUUCUUAAUCAUAUGUUACAAUUAAAACAAUUUGCAUUUGAUAUUCGUUCGAUUAUGUCCAUUAAGAAUCAAAUGGAUUUACCAUCGAAAGAAGACAUUCAACAAUUUACAAUAUACUAA